Molecule: messenger RNA, 2130 nt
Organism: Fomitiporia mediterranea MF3/22
Lineage: Eukaryota; Fungi; Basidiomycota; Agaricomycetes; Hymenochaetales; Hymenochaetaceae
Exons: 9
Coding region: 158-2017 (619 amino acids)
Biological process (GO): regulation of DNA-templated transcription; double-strand break repair via homologous recombination
Source: RefSeq, a predicted model, not a curated record
GCCGAAGCCACGGUCAUUAUCAACGCCCGUACUCAACCGCACUGCAGGUGACAAGCCCCGUGCAUUCAGGUCUCCACUAAUAGGACGAGCUUCUUCGCGCAUAUACCCAAAGGGUAGUACCUCAAAGGCAAGCAGUGACGAGAACGAUGCACGGUUAAUGCAGAAGGCACGACCGCACUCAGUGGCUUCUACCCCGAUCACAGACACAGAUAGUCCUGGCCCUCGCUCUCGGAUUGAAUCGAAUCGUUCCUUACAAUACACGACACCUAUUCGAACACCAGUGCAGCAACGAGUCGGGACCUCAACCCGCCCGCUCAAACCCGCUUUCUCAACGCCUUUCAAGCAAGGCAUGAGACCGGGCGAACCUGGAAGGGAAUCACUGGGCCGCGCUCAGAAGGUUCGAGGAGAGAUUGGGACGUCUCGGAAAUUGCCGCCGGGAAGAAUUAAAGCUACAGGGAAAGUUCCACUACGAGAGUCCGGUCUCAUUCCUCAGCAAUAUACUCCUGAAGAGCUAGAAGACAUGGGAGUGAACAUUGCUGAGCUCAAGCAAAUAACACCGCAGACAGCACCUUUCUAUGUUUUUCAUACGUCAGCAAGUUACAUACCAUCUACACAAUCACAAGCUGCCUCUGGUUCGUCCGGCCUUUCACUUGGGCCUAAGGAGGCACAGGAUCAUCUCCGGAAAGCAGGCCGUAAUGCUACGCAAGAAUGGGUGGAAAAUCAGUGGGCACUUGUCCUCUGGAAGCUUGCGGGACUUGCAACGCUCGACCCGACACGAGAAGCGACUCCAUCUCGUCGCUGGUGCUGGCGAUCGGUACUUGAACAGCUCGAGGCACGCUAUGACAAAGAACUCGAGAAAGGCGCACGCCCAGCGCUCCGACUGAUUACGACUGGUGAUGCGCCUGCAGGGUCUCCGCUAGUACUUGUUAUCACAGCCAUUCUAUCGUCAGAGAGAGAACGGCUAGGGCCGAAUGGACGAGUAGUACAGGAUGCGAGUGCUGAGAUUGAGGUGAGCGAUGGCUGGUAUCGCCUUCGAGCCUCAGUCGAUGCACCACUUGCACGGGCGGUCAUACGAGGCAUAAUUAGGCCGGGCAGGAAAAUUGCUGUAGCAGGGGCGAAGCUUGACAAUCUCAAAAAAGAUCCUUGCGAAAUCCUGGAAGCAUACAAUUCAUGUAUACUUACCCUUUCCGGCAAUGGGUCGCACUUAGCUCCAUGGCACGGGAAGCUAGGCUUUCAGACAGAGCCCUUCGUUGCAACUCUGGGCAGUCUAACACCUGAUGGCGGACCUGUGCCUUUAGUUGACAUCAUUGUUGAAAAGGUGCAUCCAAUCGCGUUUCUCGAAUUUCUGCCAGGUGACAGACCAGGCGAGAAAAUUCGUGAAGGUCCUCGCGGUGAGGCAGAAGAGGCCGCAACUGAGGAUGCAUGGAGGAAACGGCGAGAUGCCGCGGAGUCGAAAGUACGGGACGAACUUAGCGUACGAUGGAGUCGAUGGGAAGGCUUUGCAGACCGAUUGGAACGCUCGGCAGGCUCAAAGUUCAAUCCUUGUCCCGACGAUAUGCCCCCGGAUCACAUUGAAGACCUCCUCGACGAGCUCGAUGCUCUUGACCCAGCGGAGGUCGGUGAUUUUGUCCGUCAACUAGCUGCAGAUGAGUGCGGCUGGCUUGCGCGUUACCUCCGACAGCGUUUAGAGCGAGAUCGCGAACGCGCGCUUGAGGAAAUAGAAGUUGAAGUCAAGCACACUUGUCCACCACGCGAAGUGCGCAACUUCCGAAUAGUACAGGUCCGGGAUGCACGUACAGCUCGACGUCCUGCGAAUCGUAUUGCUCAUCUAUGCAUUUGGGACGUGCUCUCAUUGUGCGUAGCUGAAGGAGGAAAAGCAGGUGCUAUUGAGUCUGGACAACGUUUCCUCAUGACGAGCCUGGUACCCAUGCAACGUAGCUGCUGGAUGGGACGCGCAAAGGACGAUAUGGUAUACCUCUCCACGACGAGAAACACGCGUUUUUACCGGCUCAAGUAGACUGCGCUCACACGAACUUGGAGCAUUGGGGAUGGAGAGUGAAUUCCGUAAAGGGAAUGAAUCGCAAAAUGUAGCAUGUUUUCCCUCCCUGUACAUUCCAAAGCGUACAUGAU